Molecule: messenger RNA, 1349 nt
Organism: Neofelis nebulosa (Clouded leopard)
Lineage: Eukaryota; Metazoa; Chordata; Mammalia; Carnivora; Felidae
Gene: CRH
Product: corticotropin releasing hormone
Exons: 2
Coding region: 241-837 (198 amino acids)
Biological process (GO): negative regulation of glucagon secretion; positive regulation of cortisol secretion; negative regulation of epinephrine secretion
Cellular component (GO): extracellular region
Molecular function (GO): corticotropin-releasing hormone activity
Source: RefSeq, a predicted model, not a curated record
GCUGCGUGGUUUCUGAAGAGGGUCGACGCUAUAAAAUCCCACUCCAGGCUCUGGUGUGGAGAAACUCAGAGCCCAAAUCGGGUGAGAGACUGGAGAGAAGGAGAAGAGAAGAAAAAGAGAGUGAAGACAGAAAGGAGAAGAGAAGAAAACCCUUGAAAAAGCCCCGGAGACUUUCCUCUGCAGAGAGGCGGCAGCGCCCCACUCACCUGCAGAAGCACCUCAGAAGCGAGCGCCCCUAACAUGCGGCUGCCGCUUCUCUUGUCCGCGGGCGUCCUGCUGGUGGCUUUCCUGCCCUGCCCGCCAUGCAGGGCCCUCCUCAGCCGGGGACCCAUCCCGGGCGCCCGGCAGGCCCCUCAGCAGCCCCAGCCCCUGGAUUUCUCCCAGCUGCCGCCGCAGCCCCAGCAGCCCCAACAGCCACAGGCUCGGCCCAUCCUGCUCCGCAUGGGAGAGGAAUAUUUCCUCCGCCUGGGUAACCUCAACAAGAGCCCCGCUGCUCCCCUCUUGCCCGCCUCUUCACCUGUCUCUGGCGGCAGCAGCAGCCGCCUUUCACCGGACGAAGCGGCCGCCAACUUUUUCCGAGCGUUGCUGCAGCAGCUGCCGCUGCCCCGGCGCCCGCUCCCGCUCGACAGCCCCGCAGGUCCGGCUGAGCACGAAGCCGAGAACGCCCUCGGCAGCCGCCAGGAGACACUCGAGAGGCAGAGGCGAUCCGACGAACCUCCCAUCUCGCUGGAUCUCACCUUCCACCUCCUCCGACAAGUCUUGGAAAUGGCCAGGGCUGAGCAGUUAGCGCAGCAAGCUCACAGCAACAGGAAACUGAUGGAGAUUAUUGGGAAAUAAAACUGUGCGUUUGGCCGAAAGGAUGCAGUAUUUAGCACGCAAAAAAAUAAUAGAAAAAAUCAAAUACAGUAUUCUGUACCAUAGCGUUGCUCUGAUCCCAUUUGUUUAUUUUUUUUUUUAUAGCUUGAAGCCUAGACGAUGUAUAGCAAGAGAGUCUAUACUCCUUAAUUAGCAUGCACAAAGUGUAUUCACACACAGUAACAGCAGCAAAAUGUUAUUUGUAUUGUCUACUUUUAGUUUCCAUUUCCAGGUGUCUUUAAUGGUGUUUAGAAAGUAUGGACCCAGAAUGAAAUGUUUUGAAGCAGGCAGAAGUCACUCAAUUUAUUUUGUUGUGGUCUGAGCCAAAGAGAGUGUCAUUCUCUUGGAUAGGUGAAACAAAAUCUGUAAGCUCUUUGAAUCAACCUUUCCUUGUAAACGUUUCAGUAAUAAAAACAUCUUACCAAUCAUUGGUCAAUUUGGUUGUGUAAGAGAAUGUCGAAUAUUUAUAUUUUUAAUAAAAGCUGCAAAGGUAA